GUCAUCAAACAGGGUCGGGGGAGACCCCAGGUCAGGGUUCCCGCCCCAGAGGUAGAAAACACGUGCACUGCGCGCGCAGAGGCGAGGUGAACAAGCGGAAUACAAUGACCGGCGAGGGAAGAUGAGGAAUGGCUUUUCCAGUCCUUUCAACGAAUUCUCGCCGGACGUAAUCGGCUGUUCAGGGCCUACAUGGGCUACAGAGACUCUGCUUCAAAAAACGAAAAAGGCCAGAUGGCGCAGGCGGAAGGAGUCUAUCAUCGCCCGCUGGCGACGUCGCGGUUGGAGUUGAACCUGGUACGGCUGCUUUGUCGCUGUGAGUCGAUGGCGGCAGAAAAACGAGAACCGGACGAGUGGCGACUGGAGAAGUAUGUGGGUGCCCUGGAAGACAUGCUGCAGGCCCUGAAAGUUCAAGCAAGUAAACCGGCCUCAGAAGUGAUCAGCGAGUACUCCCGCAAAGUGGACUUUCUGAAGGGCAUGCUGCAGGCUGAGAAGUUGACCUCCUCCUCUGAAAAAGCUCUAGCUAACCAGUUCCUGGCUCCUGGCCGCGUGCCCACCACAUCCAAGGAGCGGGUUCCUGCCACCAAGACUGUCCAUUUGCAGUCUAGGGCACGUUACACCAGUGAGAUGCGGAGUGAGCUGUUGGGCAUGGAACCAUCUGGAGAAUGUGAGGUGGACAUGAGGAAGCGAGCUGCGAAGGGGACCAGACCUGCAGAUGAGAGGCAGUCAGCAUCCGAGCUAGACCUCGUCCUCCAGAGGCACCAGGGCCUCCAGGAAAAGCUAGCUGAGGAGAUGCUAGGCCUGGCCCGAAGCCUCAAGACCAACACACUGGCUGCCCAGAGUGUCAUCAAGAAGGACAAUCAGACCCUGUCACAUUCACUCAAGAUGGCAGACCAGAACCUGGAGAAGCUGAAGCUGGAGUCGGAGAGGCUGGAGCAGCAUGCACAGAAGUCAGUGAACUGGCUGCUGUGGGCCAUGCUCAUUGUCGUGUGCUUCGUGUUCAUCAGCAUGAUCCUGUUUAUCCGAAUCAUGCCCAGGCUGAAAUAAAACAAGAAAGCCUGCACACCAAC
This is a messenger RNA of Mus caroli (Ryukyu mouse), 1067 nucleotides long. RefSeq names its product unconventional SNARE in the ER 1 (gene Use1). Gene Ontology annotation, biological process: retrograde vesicle-mediated transport, Golgi to endoplasmic reticulum. The record is from RefSeq and is a predicted model, not a curated record. Gene Ontology annotation, cellular component: endoplasmic reticulum; SNARE complex. Lineage: Eukaryota; Metazoa; Chordata; Mammalia; Rodentia; Muridae. Gene Ontology annotation, molecular function: SNAP receptor activity.